Messenger RNA from Penicillium samsonianum, 1470 nucleotides. RefSeq lists its product as uncharacterized. Gene Ontology annotation, biological process: transmembrane transport. The transcript is spliced from 7 exons. The record is from RefSeq and is a predicted model, not a curated record. The coding region runs from base 1 to 1470 and encodes 489 amino acids. Gene Ontology annotation, molecular function: oligopeptide transmembrane transporter activity. NCBI's taxonomy places the organism in Eukaryota, Fungi, Ascomycota, Eurotiomycetes, Eurotiales, Aspergillaceae.
AUGGAACUUAUGGAUGGUACUUACAAUACUUGGAAAAUGUCUCGCUAUGCCUUCUUCACUAUGGCUUUCUGCAUCUCGUUCUGCUGGUAUUGGUUCCCAGACUUCAUCUUCCCGGCGCUUAGCUAUUUCAGCUUUCCGUGUUGGAUUAAGCCUGAGAGCAAAGUAGUCAAUCAGAUCUUCGGGAUGAAUUCCGGAAUGGGACUGUUACCGAUUACGCUUGAUUGGAGCCAAAUAUCUUACAUCGGGUCCCCCUUGCUCAUUCCCUCGUGGGCAGUUCUCAACGUCUUCAUUUCCCUGGUGUUCUGGAUUUGGAUUGUGGCCGUUGCUCUUUACUAUACCAAUGUGUGGAACACGGGCUACCUACCUUUUCAAAGCUCUCAAGUAUUCGACAAUACUGGAAAUACUUACAAAGUCAAAAAGAUUGUCAAUGCGGCUUCAGACUACAAGCUCGAUGUUAAGAAGUGCCUUGCUUACUCACCGGUAUAUAUGCCAGUUACCUACGCGUUGAACAUGUUCGGGCUAUCAUUUGCGACCCUGAGCGCCCUUCUUGUUUGGGUUAUCCUUGAAAGACGUCAUGUCAUGGCCGAUGCAGCCAAAAGGGUGCCUCGGCUGGUCCCGGUCGCUCCAGAGACCUUGUUCAUGUCGCUGUUCGCCGUUGAGUGGUGGAACGUUGAACUGAGAUGGUACGGUGUUUUGCUGGCGUGUGUUGUGGCACUGGUGUUCUAUCCUGCGUUGGCUUUGGUGUAUGCCACUUCUAACCUCAAGAUCAAUAUCGAUAUUUUCUGCCGUAUCGUGGCCGGUUUCAUCUUUGAGGGCAAGGUCCUGGCCAACAUCUUGUUCUUUGACAUCGGAUACAUCACGACCAUCAAGGGUCUCUACUUUGCCCAGGAUAUGAAACUGGCUUACUAUUGUCAUAUCCCUCAACGAAAAUUGUUCUUGGUUCAAUGUGUUGGAAUGCUUGUCGGCACGCUCUCCUCACUCGGUGUCCUCAACUGGGCCAUGAAUCACAUCACUGGCAUCUGCACUAGCGCUGCUGUCAAUGGUUUCAGUUGUCCUUACAGCAGCACCCACUUCAAUACUUCUUUAAUCUGGGGUGCAGUGGGCCCUCGUCGCUAUUUCUUGAACCAAAUUGGCUAUUCUGCUUUGCUUUAUUUCUUCAUCGCCGGAGCCAUCUUACCCAUUCCCGUCUAUUAUAUGACCUGCCGAUACCCCAAGUCGCUGUGGAGGAGGGUCCAUGUUCCCCUGUUCCUCGGAGGGCUGAAUUACCUGCCCCCUGCGACCGGCAUGAAUUACGGAAGUUGGGCACUUAUCGGGCUCACCUUUGGCUGGCUCGUUCGAAAGCGUUUGCAUAGCUGGUGGAGCAAGUACAACUUUGUGCUGAGCUCUGCCAUGGACUCAUCUGUGGGAAUUGCUGGUGCGAUGAUUUUCUUGACAGUUUAUUUCACCGGAGCCAGCAAACAUUUCAACUAG